This is a messenger RNA of Medicago truncatula (barrel medic), 2171 nucleotides long. RefSeq lists its product as uncharacterized. Bases 117 to 1988 code for a protein of 623 amino acids. NCBI's taxonomy places the organism in Eukaryota, Viridiplantae, Streptophyta, Magnoliopsida, Fabales, Fabaceae. The record is from RefSeq and is a predicted model, not a curated record. The transcript has 2 exons.
UAGUAGUACUAGGACUAAAUCAUACAUGUGAGUUGUGAUUUAACAGACGCUGGAGUUCUCUAAACAUUGCCAUCAUCAUCAUCUUCCUCUUUUUGCAACGAUUUCUUCUCUCAACAAUGGCGAUUACGUUUCUAUGGAAUCUCCAAAACCUAUGGCCAUUCUCCUCAUUCAAACAACCAAACUCCCUCAAAUCCUCUCAACAACUCGUUUCCAAACUCAACAUCCCUAACCAAACCAAACAAUUCGUUUUCGCUUUUCACGAUCCCAAUUCCCAAUCCCUAAUUUACAUUCUCUCUUCUCUCAACCUCUCCGAACGUUCUUCCUCCGAUGCUAUCACACUCAUCAAUGAAAUCAAACCUGAUGCUGUUAUUGUUCAAUCAGGUGGUAGUCUCUCCCCUUUUGAAGAUGAUGAUAAAGAUGAUAUUUUGGUACCUACUUCUUCUUUUGGUGUUAUUAAACGUUGUUUUGUUGAUAAAAUUGGUAGAGAUAGAUAUGAGACUGUUGCUGGUGAUUUUGUUCUUAAGGAGAUUUUUGGUACUGGGUUUUAUGGUCCUGUUUUAGCUGCUAAAAAAGCUGCUAAAUUUGUUGGUUCUGAGUUUAUUCUUGUUCAAUCACCGUUAGGUAAUUCGUGUUUCAGUAGCAAUAACAAUAAUAAUGAGAAACAUGGUAGUAGUGAUAAUAAUUCUAGUGCAAUUGUUGAUGCUGGAAACCGUUUUACAACUAUUGUGAAUAGUUUGGUUCCUCAGCAGCAAGUUGCUUCGAUUGGUUUGAAGAGGUUUUCGAUGAAUAAAGAUGUUAGGAUGGUGUUGGCAGAGGGUUUAUCUAGCUAUAUGGAUCCACUUUUGAUUGGUAGUACUAAAAAUGAGUCUGUUUCGGAGGUGGGUUCGGUUGAAAUUCAACCGAAAACUAGUUACGAUACACCUGCAUUUGCAAAGUCGAUUUAUCCAUUGCUUGAGGAUUUGCAUGAUAUGUUUUCUGAUUUACCGUCGAUGGGGAAGGCGUUGGGUCAUGUACAGAAGAUGUUGUUGGAUGUGAAUAGAGGAGAGGUUCUUGACGCUAAGACUGUUUCUGAGGUUUAUACUUUUAGAAUUGCAGUUGAGGGGCUUAGAAUAGCUUUAAAUAAUAGGGGGAUGCGGUCGAUUGUUGACAAAGGGGUUUCCAAGGCAAGUAAGGUUGAGUUCUCAGAGCUUCCGGUGGAUGACAAGUCGCAAGUGCUGUUUGCUCAGGCUAUUCGUAGUCAGACUGAUAAAUUUAAAACUAUUGUGGCAGUAGUUGAUGCUAGUGCCUUAGCAGGUAUCAGAAAACACUGGGAUACUCCUCUUCCUGAUGAUGUUAAAGAGAUUGUUGGAGAUUUAAUAACGGAUUCUGACGGUAAAGGGGUUAGUUUAAAUCAUGGUGACAGGAAGCGAUUGAUAGCGGAUAGACCUGUGGUGGCAGUUGGGGCUGGAGCAACAGCAGUUUUAGGAGCAUCUUCUUUAACCAAGGUAGUCCCUGUGUCGACGCUGACGAAGGUUGUUACUUUCAAAAUUCCAACUUCACUCAAGAUUAUACUCAGCCAAAUGCAGAAAGUACUGAGUGUUUCCCUUGGUCCAUCUAAUACAUCGGGUUUCAUGAAGGCAGCUGCAUCUGCUGAAAAGAUUAGAGCCGUUACUCACGGUGUUAUAUACUCUGCUGAAAAAACCAGUGUUUCAGCUAUGAGGGCAGCAUUCUAUGAAAUAAUGAGGAAGCGAAAGAUUCAGCGUGUUGGCUUCUUGCCUUGGGCUACAUUUGCAGGCAGCAUCGGAACUUGCACAGGAUUGCUUUUGUAUGGUGAUGGGAUUGAGUGCGCUGUUGAAUCUCUCCCUGCCGCCCCCUCAAUUGCCAGUUUGGGUCGUGGAAUUCAAAAUUUACGUGAAGCAUCUCAGGCGGUGAUGCAAACAGAAGGAACUAGAGUCCAAAAAUCAAUAGAAUCUCUUGUAAACAGAAUAACAAAGCCAAGGGAUCAAUAGAUAAUUCUUUUUUAUGUACAGUUCUUCAUGAAGUGUCUAUAACCUGAUUGCUAUAUAGGUUUCUUCUCUCAUGGCUUCCAAUUUGCAAAAGGAUUUUCUUGCUGGUAUGUAUCUAUAAUCGAUGAUGAUGAUUAUGUUUUCUGUAUAUCGAAAUCAAAAUCACUAGCCGAGUUUGAUGUUGAA